Gallus gallus (chicken) is the source of this 5439-nucleotide messenger RNA. It is a transcript of the gene ARHGAP20B, whose product is annotated as Rho GTPase activating protein 20B. Bases 82 to 3528 code for a protein of 1148 amino acids. The transcript is spliced from 15 exons. The record is from RefSeq and is a predicted model, not a curated record. Gene Ontology annotation, biological process: signal transduction; regulation of Rho protein signal transduction. Gene Ontology annotation, molecular function: GTPase activator activity. NCBI's taxonomy places the organism in Eukaryota, Metazoa, Chordata, Aves, Galliformes, Phasianidae.
GGCUCUCCCGGGGCGGCUGCUCUGCGCGGAGCUGGGGUCUAGCUCCGGCGUGGCUCCAUUUCAGGGGCACAUCGCCUCGUAAUGCUGCCUGUGUCGGGGGAACCCUACGUCCUCCCCCAGACGUCGCUGCAGUUCAGGGGCGGUGUCCCAGGAGCGGCGGGAAGUUCAGAGCCGGACGAGGAGAAGAUGAAGCCCAUCAUCCAAAGAAGGCGAUCUACACCUUCUGCCAUUACUAAAGCUCUUGGCAAGUCAAAACACCAUUCCAGGGAAACUACACUCUCUUCUUCCCAUUCAGACAAUGGACUGCCAAGUGGGAUCUUUAGCAACCCAGGUUCCACUUUCAUUCUGGAUGAGCGAGUACAGCUAACUGUGGGCUUGCAGAGUCAGGAGAGACAUUUGAUCUUGUUCAGUGAUAUGCUGAUCAUCGCCAAGUCCAAGUCCUCCUCCAGCCUGAAGUUCAAAAAGCAAGUGCAUCUGAGUGAAGUGUGGACUGGCACCUGUCUCAGUGAAGUAACAGAGAAAAAGAUGAGUCCUGAGAAUUCAUUUGUUAUCGGCUGGCCUACCAUCAACUAUGUCGUCACCUUCAGCUCAGCUGAUGUGAAGGAACAAUGGCUGUCUGCAUUACUGUGGCAUAUCACUGAAACGAAACAGAAUGAAUACCUGAAGAACCUAACCCUUCAGAUCUUUGUGCUGGAUGCUGACAACUGUUCUUCUACCACCACAGUCAGUGUGUCCAAUGUGGAAACUGCAGAGAGUGUGAUGAAGAAGACACUUGUUCAGCUUGGACUUCCUGGUAGGACAAGUGACCACCACCUCUGGGUGAUCUCAGGAAAAGAUGACCCUGCUUACCCUCUCAUUGGGCACGAACAUCCAUUCAGCAUUGCAUUGAACUGUCUCCGGGACUCUGUUGACCAGCAACAAGGAACCCACAAUCACACCCUCCUGCUUGAUGGGACAGAGGCAUCCUUUCUUGAGCAGCACCCAAAAGAGAAACAAUGUCAGUUUGUCCUGAAACCCAGGCUCCAAGCUCCAGUGCAACUGAGGAGAGAGUCACUACAGAAGCACACCAAGAGGAAGAAGUCCUUGAUUGACUGGGCCCUGCGGCGCAGCACCAGUGCACCCACAGACAGCCCUCCUUUGCAGUCACCUACCACCCCACAGAAACUCUUCGGCAUGUCUCUGUCCUCUGUCUGUCCUGAUGGGAUCCUUCCCAAGCCAAUCAUGGAUAUGCUGCUCCUGCUGUACCAUGAAGGUCCCUCUACUAGGGGCAUUUUCAGACGUUCUGCCAAUGCCAAGACUUGCAAGGAACUGAAGGAGAAGCUAAACUCUGGAGAUGAUGUCCAGGUGGAUGGAGAGUCAGUCUUUGUGGCUGCAGCUGUCAUCACGGAUUUUCUCCGAAAUAUACCUGACAGUGUUCUAUCCUCAGACAUGCACGGACUGUGGAUGGAAGCUGUGGAUACAGAAAAUCGGGCACAUAAGAUUGAAGCUAUCAAAAGCUUGGUCAAUCAGCUCCCAGAGGCCAACCUUAUCUUACUCAGACACCUCUUUGGAGUUCUUCAUCACAUUGAGCAGAAUUCUGUUGUGAAUCAGAUGAAUGCAUUUAACCUGGCUCUUUGCAUAGCACCCAACAUGCUGUGGCUACCUAGUCCCACAGGGCCUGAGGAGGAAAGCAGGUCUACAAAGAAGGUAGCCAUGUUAGUACAGUUUCUGAUUGAAAACUCAGCAGAGAUUUUUGGAGGUGACAUUGCUUCCUUGUUCCAAAGACCGGACAAAAACUCCAGAAACUCAGAGGGAUCUCUGGGCAUGGCUCAGAAUGAUGACUCCUCUGAUGAGCUGGAAUUCUCUGCUUAUGACUUGGAAAGACCAAAGCAUCGCCUGAUACCUAAAACAGAUGACAUUUUUGAACCACCCAGCGGCUUGUUACUUGAUGAGGAGCAAGAAGACUGGGACUUGUUCAGUGAGAUCACAGCCUGCUACCAAAGCAAAACGCAGAAGAAUGCCAGUGCAGACAGCUAUGACCUCCUCGAAGAGGAGGGUUCCUUCUGCUCCAUUGGCUCAAUAUGCUCACUUAGCCCAGCCAGAGACCGGUGCUCAUCAGAGCCCAGUGUCUGCCUUAGCUCCCAGCUUCCUGCUCAGAGCCAUGAGCCAGUGGCUCGCCAGUCUAGCUGUGAUGCCACCAUCAUGCGCAGUCAUACAGACUACAUCCACAGGCUCAAGCAACUGCAGGUGGAGAGCCAGAAGUUGAUUGAUGAAGGCCUUAGCACUGGGGCUAAUAAAGCCAGGCAGAAUUUGUGGCAGUCACCUCAGACCAGCUCUAGGGUGAAGAAGCUCAGCUUUCAGAAAUCCAACCUGUCCAACACAUCCAGUUUCUCUAGCCUGUCCUCCACCACAUCCCCAUCUGCAUCCUCACUUAGCUCCCUAGACAGUGCUUUCUCGUACUGCUCGGAGUCAUCAGCUGUUAGUCCCACAGAUGUCUCUUCCCUUUCAUUAAUGUUUGGCACAUCUGCCAGGCUUCAUGCUGUGUCUCCCAGGAUUGCCAAGAAGACCCCAAAAGAGCGGCACAAGUCCGUCACCUCUCCUGUGCCUUUACAGCCAUGUGACCUAGACAGUUGCUGUGACUAUGAACCCAAGACUGUAGAGAGCAGACAUUGUUCUGAGGAGAGAAAAAGUUUUCCUUCUGUCAGCAGAGCUGUAGCGGGAAGCCCACUAACCAACACUGACUGGGAAACAGAGGAGAGGCAGCUGGAAUUUGCGGGGGUGCCUGAUCCGAAGCUCCAAAGCCUGGAUUAUCCCAAGGAGCUAGAACAAAAUCCUGAGCCUUCACUUGAUGGCCCAGCCAGCAAGAAAUUCCUGCAGAUCAACCAGCAGCAACAAAAGGAGAAGGUAGUGAAGCACAUUGAAAUCAGAAGCGUUGAUACCUGCUCUCCAAGCCAGGAAAGCCUGAAGCGCACCAAGAUAACUUUUUACAUGGCCCCAAAUAAAGAAUAUUCUUGGGGAUCACCAGUGGAAGAGGAGAGGUCCUUGGCAAACACCAGCAGCAAUCACUCACCCAGCAGCCACAAUGAGCAAAGCACAUCUAAGGGCUUGCAGACUGUGAGAGUCCAUAUCCCCCAGACAGUGUUUUAUGGGCAGAAUACCCCCCUUGUUCUGCAGUCUGCCUCCAGGCAGCUCCACUAUGAACCAACAAUACUGUCCUCACAAGCAGGGCACAGAGAGAGCCUCCAAAGUGCCUCCACUCCUAAGAAGCUGGAGAACAAGCCAGUGGGGGUGGCACAGGUGCCAAGCCAGAGCAAGGGUUUCAACACAUUCAGUCACACCAUCCAUAUCAUCCUCCCUGCUUCCAUUCGAAGCACUGUCAGGGAAUAUUUCAAAUGCAAUGAAACCAAGACCUGUCCCAUGGCUGAGGCAGAAGCAGUGGAGAAUGAACUUCUGCGGAGCAGGAUGGAGUGGCUCAGGAGUCAGCCACUGGCAGAAAUUGCUGCUGAGGAAUGUGAUGCAGUGGCAUUUGCAGAAGAGACGUUUGUCUAGGGAGAUGGUUGUGGAAGAACUGAAUUAUUUUUUUGUCUGUGUAUGUGCAGCAGAAAAUCAAGGUGUGAAGAAUCUAGCAGGCUGCAUUGAGCAGUAAGUGUAAAGUGACGCUAAUGUGUAUGUGAAGUUGGGGUUUGCAGUUCAUUUUGGUUUGGGUGUGAAUGUUGUUCUUAUUCUUUUUUUGUUACAUUCUUUUUCUACUUGAGAUACUUCACCAACUAGGUGUCACGGGGUCUGGAUGUCACCAGACUGCCCCUGGAGUUGCUGACCUUGGCAGAGUCUGACUCCGUUUCUUUCUGAAGCAGAAAAGGAGAAACUGCUUUCUUUUCUUCAGCCAUUGCUGUGUUCAGAUGACUGGAGAGCUGAGGCAGCAAAUACUCCAGCAGAAUUGAUUAAAAUUUUAAGCUUGCAUGAAAUUCUCCACUAUUCCCUGUUCAUCACCACCAUUCAUCCAAAAGAAGAUUCUUCACCUCCACCCCAGAAAUCACUACUUCUCUCUGCUUAUCUUCCUGUUGUCCCUCAGGGGUAGAACUCUGUGUUCAUUUCUACUUAAUGUUGGAGUCCAGAAAGACCAAACAGAGCCCAAAGCCCAGCUUUCACUGGCAGAAGGUAUAUAUGUAACAUCUUAACCCAAGGUUCUUUCAUAUUUUUUUUUUCCCAGUUAAUUGUCCAUUGAUUUGUCAUUAUUUGACAGAGCCACCAUUACUCUGAAGGACUGUAGUUCUGUCGCUUGAACAGAGCUAUCACAGUUUAACAUCUGUGGUGUCCUCUGGGAACAGCUGGGCCUUCCAGUCCUAGUAAGAGGUGACAUCUUUUCUGCAACUGAGGGUGGACAGUUCAGAAUGCCCUUUCCCGAGGCAGGGUGGAUGGGGAUUGUAAUCAAAUUCCUAGUUAUACUGAAACGGGCCCAAGCAGCAGUUGGUUUUAGCAUGAAGUCACAGUGUUGUGGAAGUAGCCAGGAAAGCUGUGAAGUGGGUGCUGCAGCAAAAGUCUCAUGGGGCCAGGAAGCUGUCAGACAGUCUAACAAGCUGAGAUUGUUCAGGCUUUAACAGCACUGCUAAAGUUGUGUCAGGGAAAUGUAUUCCCACUCAUCAAAAUACUCUGCCACACUUAAUGUGUGGCAGAAGGCUGCUUGUACGGCACCACUUACAGCAGGCAGCUAGUGGGCUCUUACACCACCAUCAUGAUGCCACUCUGGCCAAUGCUUACAAUAACUUUUGCCACAGUGGGACUCAGCUGGCAGCACCACAAUCCUCUGAGUUCUAAAAUAAGCAGAGAGCACUGCAGUAGGUGGAUAGGAUUUAAGAAAACAAUGGGAAAAUUCUCAAAGACAAAACGGCUCCGGAUAUGUUGCUCUCAGGGAGACACACUUUUCCUCAGCUAACAGUGAAUGGGUAAAAGACAGAAGAAAUACGUGAAUCUUAGUGACAAGCGGUAGCCCUGCUGAAGUACCCUUUUGCAAGUUUUUGUGUGCACACCAUCGCCAUACUUGAGGAUCGCCUGAUGCUCACUGCUAUUCAGCCUUUGCAGAGAGGGCAAGACACAUCUGUAAAUGACCAAGUAAGAAUUUUGCAAGUGCUGAUCAAUAUCUGUGCCUGGGAUCUGGUCCAGCACUCUGAAUUCACACACUGUGGUUCCCAUGGGGAUGGAGGGAAGCCCAGAGUCCACAUCACAAGAUGUACAGAAAAUGUUUUGUUGUGUGCAAAGUGUUCAACUCUCAGGUGUGUUCUCUGUCCUGUCUCACCAUUGUGGGUCUUGUAUGAUGAACGGUGUAGAUAGUUCUAAGGCAAACCACCUUCUAUCAUUUUCCUCACACAGACACUAAAGAUGCACAGUAUUGGUUUUCUUUUUUCCCCAGACCUAUGGUUGUAACUAUUUGAAUAAAAGAGGCACAGGUUUGUUUGCAAUGUA